AUGGUGGAGACGUUUGAGCGAGAAACCGGCGGCGGCGAACAUAAACUGUGCGUCAUCGUCGAAUCACCGGAUAAGUUCUGCACCUCCAAAGAGCGCCGAGGGUGCGACUAUGAUAAUCCAAACGCCGGUUGGUCGCGAGAUGAGUACGACAUGUGCGUCGCACAGAUAGUGGUGCAAUACGCCGACGUAGUCCUCGUCGCGCUUCCGGGAAUGGCCGAGUGCGUCGAGCACGUCGUCAUGAUCCACGACGCCAUCGCCCGGCGUCGUCACGAGCCACCGCUAUCGAAAGACUUUCUUCUCGAUAAAUCACACGAUUACAUGGAUGGAACAUCGGGAAAAAGUAAAAAGCCAACCUCGCAAGAUUUCUUCCUCAGAGCGCUGCAGCGCAUAUCUGGCGUCACCGCCCCGCACGCGCGCGGCAUCGUUCGCGAGUACAAAUCCAUGGCCGCUCUCAUGUCGGCCUACGAAGAUCCGCGCACGUCGAUCGCGGAUAAAGAAAACAUGCUCAAAGACAUCGUCGGUGGGAAGAAUAGAUUCGGCGAGGUGAAGAGUAAGCGCGUGUACGAUUUCUUCAAGCCGCGCCACCCUGACGACCCGGGCGACGAAAUCAUCUCUCGCGAGCACGCGCGCGCGUAG
Molecule: messenger RNA, 636 nt
Organism: Ostreococcus lucimarinus CCE9901
Lineage: Eukaryota; Viridiplantae; Chlorophyta; Mamiellophyceae; Mamiellales; Bathycoccaceae
Exons: 1
Coding region: 1-636 (211 amino acids)
Biological process (GO): DNA repair
Cellular component (GO): Holliday junction resolvase complex; nucleus
Source: RefSeq, a predicted model, not a curated record